GCCCUGGCGGCGAUCCCCCUCCCGCUGGCUCGUGGCCGCCAUCUUGGUCUCAUCUUUCCCGUAGUGCUGGUUUUGUUCUCUGGUGAGGCGGGGUACUCUGCUCCCUCCUUCGAGCGUGGGGCAGCAGUGCUGCCUGGAGCGGUAGGAGCCGAGCGGAGGGCGGCGGCUAGCGAUCUGCCUGAGCUGUCAGGAUUGACCGCUUGGCUGCAGUUGCUGUUACAGAUCGAGAAUUGCAGAAUCAUAGGGACCUCUGGAGGUCAUCCUGUCCAGCCCCCUACUAAAGCAGGUUCCUUAGGGUAGGAUGCACAGGAAACUGUCCAGGUAUUAAGUCUCAGGAAAGAUAGUGGUCUUCAAAAAGUACUAUGGACAACAUGAAUAAAGUUGAUAACACCUCUUGUAAUGGUGGAGCUCUACUUAGAAUGGGCCUCAAUGAUAACAAAGCUGGAAUGCAAGGUUUGGAUAAAGAGAAAAUCAAUAAAAUCAUCAUGGAAGCUUCCAAGGGCUCCAAAUUUUAUGAAAAUGAACUCAAGAAAGAUCAACAGGUUAACCAACGAAUUGAGAAAAUGAUGCAGCUUAAGGAGAAAAUUACACAACAACAGCUGUUGAAAGCGCAGUUGCAGGUGGACAAACUUGUGAUGGAACUGGAACAGAGCCGCAACCUCAGUAGUACUAUUGUGCACAUUGACAUGGAUGCCUUCUAUGCAGCUGUGGAAAUGAGAGACAAUCCAGAGCUGAAGGAAAAGCCUAUUGCAGUGGGAUCAAUGAGUAUGUUGUCCACCUCAAACUACCAUGCUAGGAGAUUUGGUGUACGUGCAGCCAUGCCUGGAUUUAUUGCUAAAAAGCUCUGUCCACAUCUAACUAUAGUACCAUUAAACUUUGAAAAAUACAGAAAAGUGAGUAAAGAGGUUAAAGAAAUACUGGCUGAAUAUGAUCCCCAUUUUAUGCCUAUGGGCCUAGAUGAAGCCUACCUGAAUGUAACAGAGCACUUGGAGGAAAGGCUGAACUGGCCGGAAGAUAAAAGAAGAUACUUUUUGAACACAGAAAGCACUACAGAAAAAAAUAAAGAGGAUAUAAACAUAUCUGGCACAUUGAAUAUUGAUGGAUACUCUUCUUCACCAGUGCUGUUUGAAGAUGGCACAUAUGUAAUGGAUGAUCACUCUGGACAAAGAGAUCAGUCGCUGAAAAAUGUAGUUGUCUUUGGAACUUCUGCAGAAGAAGCUGUAAAGGAAAUUCGCUUUAGGAUUGAGCAGAAAACUCAACUAACUGCUAGUGCAGGAAUAGCUCCAAAUACAAUGUUAGCGAAAAUGUGCAGUGAUCGUAAUAAACCUAAUGGGCAAUGCAGAAUUUCUCCAGAGAGACGAGCGGUGCUAGACUUUAUAAAAGAUUUGCCCAUUAGAAAGGUUCCAGGUAUAGGAAAAGUAACAGAGAAGAUGUUAAAAGCCCUUGGAAUUGUGACCUGCUCAGAACUUUACCAGCAGAGGGCACUGCUUUCUCUUCUUUUUUCAGAAGCAUCUUGGCGUAGUUUUUUGGAUAUCUCUCUUGGGCUGGGUUCAACACAUUUGGAAAAGGAUGGAGAAAGAAAAAGUAUGAGCACUGAAAGAACAUUCAGUGAAAUUAACACAGCAGAAGAUCAGUACAGCUUGUGUCGAGAACUCUGCAGGGAACUUGCUCAGGACUUACAGAAAGAGGGACUCAAGGGUAAAACUGUUACCUUGAAGCUAAAGAACGUGAACUUUGAAGUAAAAACAAGAGCUUCAACAGUGCUGUCUUCUGUUUCUGCUGAGGAUGAAAUAUUUGCUGUUGCAAAAAUGUUAUUAGGAACGGAAAUUGAUAACGUUGCUCCUCACCCUUUAAGGAUAAGACUUAUGGGUGUACGAGUAUCAGGAUUUCUAAGUGAAGAAGAGAAGAAAUACCAACAAAAAAGCAUUAGAAGCUUCUUAAAAUCAGGAAAAGAAAUUGAUUUUCCAAGGCUUCAGCCAGGGAAAUCCAACCAAGAAAAUCUCACAAAAAACUCAGAAACAUCGUCCAGAGGGAGUUUUUUUGAUAAAAAGCGAGCUGCAAGGCAACUAAAUUGUAAUAAUCAUUUUCCAAAUGAAAGUGUAGGUAAGCAGCACUUUCAUGGUAUAAAAUCAUCAGAAAAUUUUGUGGAAGAAGCAAACAAGGUCACAGACUUGCAGAAGUCUAAUGUAUGUGAGAUCUUCACAUGCCCUGUUUGUUUUGAGGAGCAAAGUAGUAGUAAUUUGGAAGAGAUUAAUAGGCAUAUUGAUGAAUGUCUUGCUGGCAGUCUUGUUGAAGAUACUGUGGAAAUAUCAAAAAAUGACAUUUCAAGAGCAAAUUCAUUUAACUUCUUAUCACAGUGUAAAAAUGAAAAUAUUGAUGCCUGUAAAAAAAAAAUAACAGAUCAAUUAGCAGAAACAGGCCAGUCAGCAAGUACAUCUGAAAACUCUUCUAGCAAUAGCAGAGAGAAAAAAUUCACUCAAAUAGUCUCUGAAAAGCCUCACAGAGAAAAACAGCCUGGUGAUCUCAUUGAUAUUCCUAGAAAUGCAAGCAUAAAACAAUGUCUCCUUCCCCCAAAAAAUUCACAAGAGAAUGCAGAACAGUUUGGAAAGAUGGAUCAUACAGAAGAAACUAGUUCAUCCGCAUCUUUUGAAGCCAGAGAAGACAGUGUUCUUGUUUGUCCAGUUUGUAAUUCAGAACAGAAAACCACCAGCCUUAUGUCAUUUAACAGACACGUAGAUGUCUGCUUAAACAAAGGCCUUAUCCAGGAGCUGACAGAAAAAGAUAAUUGUUCUGCUAAGUCUUCUGAUACAGAAAAUCAAAACAAAGUUGGAGGCUUAAGCAGAGGACAGCAGUGCACAAAACCAUUACAAGGAACAAAAAGGUCUGGACUACCAACUUCACAAUCAGCAUCAAAAAAGGCCAAGUCAAUCAAUUCCAAGCAUACAAUUGAAAUGUUUUUUAAAUGACACUGCAGCAGUGUACUUCAUAUGAAGUAUUUCAUAGUGUUUUAUGACUGCAAAUUAAUUUAGCAUUGGUGGCAGGCUGGAUUCAGAUGGAAUAUGCCUGGAUUCACACUGGAGCCAUUGUAUGCUUAUUGUACUCUGUAAAAAGAAUAUGAUAUGUGAGGUAAGAGAUAUAGCUGAGGUAAUUCAAUUUUUUUUGAAAAUAAUACUUUUUUAGCUUAUGAUAAAUGAAAUUUCUAGCACUUAAGAGUUCAUUUAUAUUGAAUGUGUGAAACUUUGUCAAAGUCACAUGCAGUCUCAUGAAUUGUCUCUGCUGUUCAACAAAAUAAAACAGGUUGAUUAGAGCUGCCAUGGUGCAAAUCUGCAUGGUAAGCUCCUGAGAAAGAGGGACUCAUUAGGUAGUGUGUCACAUUGUGCAUGCUGAUGUCCCCCUCCUAAGAUUUGACCUGCCACUCUCUCUGCAAGGCAGAGAAUUGGUAACCAUAGUUGCUCAAGUUAAUACUUUCUUGGACAAUUGAACAGCAAAUUAAUUUGCAUUAUUGUAUGUGUGAUAAUGUAGGAGAGCCAGGCUACUUGAUUUCAGUUCUUGUGAAUGUCUGUCUUGUCAUUGGACACAAAAACUGGUUGGUCUUCAAGCGAGAAGAAUUCAGAGCACAGCCAAGCUUUUAUUGUUAUCACUGAAAAUUACUUCAGUAUGAGGUGAUGGACCCACUCUGAAGGGCUCACUGUGAUGAGAUGCAGGAUGACUUUGCUUGAUACUAAAAAUGUUAAUAAACUGGACGAUGAGAGGAGGAUUAUUCCAGGUUAGCUGACGAAAUGCUGUUUGAUCCUUGGCCUUUCCAGAGAGCCUGAGAACUUCAAUUUUCUUUGCUAUUGUUAAACUGGUAUGUGUUGGUAGGGCUAAAUGUAAUAUACAUCAGUGUGCAAUAAUAAUACGAAUGUUGUAUAAAUAUGUGCAAUAUGCUGAAAUGAAGUAUUCUUACUCUUUAUCUACCUUUAUUUAAAAUUAUUUUCUAUUUUAAAUUAUAUUUUAUGAGUACUUAAGCGUAAGGAGAAGAUUGUAAAGUUCAAAUAUUUGAAAUACUCUAUAUUGAUAUUCUUCUGUUUACACCAAAUUGUUUAAAUUUAGAUAUUUUAUAAUUAAUUUAUGAUGAUAGCAUCUUUCUUAGAAGUUAUACAAACAAUGACAAACCCUUGAUGAAAUAAGAACUUUUAAAAAGUGGAUAGUCUUUAAAAUGGCUAUGAUAGAAGCUUCUGUUCCAUUGCUUAACUGUAUGGGGAUUACUCUGUGGCUUACUUGUUUUUUAAAUAAAUGGAUAUUUUGUAUGAUUUAGAUGCUCAGGCUAAAUCCAGAAUGUAUUUUUUCACUGCCAAAUUUUCUGGAAUGAUUUCAGUAUCUCCACCUGCUUGUGUCUGUUUGCCAGAUGCCACUGUACCUGCAGAUCUGUUAUUUGAAUUCAUUGCUCCUUAAUCUGCUCUGGACAAAAUCAGCUAGGCUAGUGCAUACUAUUCUGCAGGCUGACAGUUGACUUUGUCUAAACAAAGUCAGUGAGCAGUCAGCAGUUGCUGUUCUGCUGACAGAGGUGGGAGCUGGAAAUUUCUGGUAGGAAAAACAUAAAAACAACUGAAGGAGCAGUGACUACUGUUAAAAAAUAAAAAAAGAGCACCUGUCCCUUUAUUGAUAUACAUAUGUAUAAUUUAAUAAAGUGUAGAAUCCAA
This is a messenger RNA of Numida meleagris (helmeted guineafowl), 4682 nucleotides long. RefSeq names its product DNA polymerase kappa (gene POLK). Gene Ontology annotation, cellular component: nucleus. Gene Ontology annotation, molecular function: damaged DNA binding; DNA-directed DNA polymerase activity. The coding region runs from base 363 to 2966 and encodes 867 amino acids. Lineage: Eukaryota; Metazoa; Chordata; Aves; Galliformes; Numididae. The record is from RefSeq and is a predicted model, not a curated record. The transcript has 16 exons. Gene Ontology annotation, biological process: error-prone translesion synthesis.